GGAACAAUACUGCCCCCUCCAGGGUGGGCUGACCUCACCUGGGAGCCAGGGAAUGGUUGCCUCAGGCGGAGGGGAGCUCCAGCUGGGUUGAGAUAAGAGCAAAGAAGAGUUGGAAUUGAUGAUUGUCGAGUGGAAUUCAGGAAGGGGAUUUGUAAAGAGAAGAACCGGGAGGAGGAGCAGGUGAUCGAAGGAGGACGAGGAGGAGAGAGAGCAUGGGUCACUCCUCUGUGUGGAUCUUUCUACUGUCCCUUUCUCUCUCCCAUCAAAGUGUCACUGCACAAGUUGAAGCAUGCAGGACGGUGGUGGAUGCAGACAUAGUGUUUCUGGUGGAUGAAUCAUGGAGUGUUGGGCAGACCAGCUUCUCCAAUGUCAAGGACUUCAUCUCAGCCAUUAUCUCCUCCUUUGAGGGGAGUUUGGUGGGACCUGAGGGGGUCCGCUUUGGAGUCACAGUCUUUGGGGAUAUCCCGAGGAUGCGGAUUGCUUUGACGGACUACAGCACACUGGAGGAGGUGCUCAGAGCCAUCAGAGACCUCCCUUAUGAGGGUGGAUCCAGGAGGAUUGGUGAUGCCCUCCAGUUUCUGGUUGACUCUGUGUUCAGCCCGGCCAUCAGUCGAGACCAUGCCCCAAAGAUUGCUGUAAUCAUCACAAACGGACGUUCAGACGACCAGGUUGAUGCAGCAGCCAGCUCGGUAGUUGACAAUGGGAUUUCUCUCUUUGCAGUAGGUGUUAGGGGAGCUGAUGAGUCAGAGCUGAGGAGGAUUGUGUCAGAGCCACGUGAGGAGCAUCUAUUGCUGGGCACUGACUACUCCCUCCUUGAAACCAUCCUUCCCAAACUGUCCCGCAGAGUGUGUUUUACUGCCUCUGAACCACCACGUCCUGUGAAAACUUCCCAGCCUGUUGAAGUGCGUGUGGUGGGUCCAAGAGACCUGCAGGUUAGCGAGUUGGCCCACAGUUCCCUCAGACUGACAUGGACCCAGGCCACGAGCGAUGUCACUGGAUAUCGUCUCCUGGUUACUCCUCUCAGCUCGAAGGGACACCUCCUGUCCCUACAACAGAGACAGAUUGAUCUGAAGGCAGAUGUGAGCACAACUUUGGUGACGGAGCUGAGUCCUAAAACCGACUAUUCCCUCACUGUCUAUGCCAUCUACCCCAACCUCAUAGGAGACUCUGCAACAAUCACUGUCCAGACAACCCCCUUACCUCAGGUGUCAAACUUUCGUGUUAUUGAGGAGGGUUUGUUCUCUCUGCGCCUGGGCUGGACGUCUCCUUUAGGGAAGCUCAACGGAUUCAAGAUCUUCAUCCCAAGAUCCAACCGACCAGGAUUUACUUAUGAGCACCUCCUUCCCGGAGACACAUCUUCUCAUGUGAUUGACAGCCUGGAGGAGGAUAAGAAGUACAUUGUCAGUAUUUAUGCAGUUUACCCCCAGGGACCAAGUGAACCGGUUUCAAUAGUGGGCAAGACACUAAAGCUCGUACAAGUUCAGCAGUUCCUGGUCCAAAACGCCACCACAGACACUGUCCAGGCGAGGUGGGCCUCGGUUAGGGGUGCCACAGGAUACCGUCUGACAUGGGAAUCCCCAGAUGGCCACAUAGAGAACAUAAACCUUGGGGACAACUUUAACUUCUACAUGAUCCAGGGCCUCCACUCAGGCUCUGAGUACACCAUCACCAUCAACCCCAUCUUUGGAGACACAGAGGGACCCAUCACCACCACCAAAGUCAAAACAUUGGAAAGCAGUGCAGUACAAACUUUGAAGGUGUCUGCUGUGAGCACCAGUGCUGCUGUCGUCUCAUGGAACAAUGUCCCAGGAGCCACGGGAUACAGACUGGCCUGGGGACCCACUCCAGAGUUUGCUGGUCGAGAUCGUCCCAGGCAGUUGGCUCUGAAUGGCAGCACCACAGAGUACCAGCUGAAGAAUGUAGCCCAUGAUACUGAGUAUGUCCUGACUCUCUAUGUGCUGUUUGGAUCUGUGGUGGGUCCUGGUAUCUCUGCUACCUUCAAAACUUCUCCGCUGGGCUAUGUGUCCAACUUCAAGGUGACGUCCUACACCAGUACCUCCAUAGAUGUGGAGUGGAGUCCCAUUGUUGGAGCUACUGAGUACAAACUCUCCUGGAAAACAGGUGAUAGCAGCCUUCAGUCCCGUUACCUCGACCGCAAGGUUCUCUUCCAUCGCAUCGAAGACCUGAACCCACAGUCCACCUACACAAUCACCAUCUGUGCAGUGUACGGCAACUCAGAGGGACCAGAAAUCUCCUUAUCUCAGCUCACAGCUGCUGUCUCAGAUUCAGGGCCGAUCCAGGCAGUGAGGGAGGUGAAGGUUUCAGACAUUGGAGUCAACUCAUUCACUCUGUCAUGGAGGAAAACACCAGGGGCAUCUGGGUACAGAAUCACCUGGAUCCCCUUCCUGGGCGGCGAUGAGAAGUCCCACGUGGUUUCUGCUGCUUCCACCACCUUCACCAUCCACAACCUGCGGGAAAGCUCAGCUUAUAAGAUCCAGGUGUCCUCCAUGGUGGGGAAGAGGGAGGGAAGCCCAGUCCUGGUCACUGCACGCACCUUGGAUCUUCCAAAAGUGAAUGGCUUUGCUGCUCUGAACACCACAGACAGCAGCACUGUACUAAACUGGACACGUGUGGCUGGCGUCUCUGGAUAUUUUCUCUCCUGGAGGCACAUCUCAGUGUUGGAGACUAAAACAGAAACUUUGGGCCCUGGUUUCAGCUCCUUUAAGAUCAGUGAUUUACUCUAUGGAAGAACCUAUAUUUUUACUAUUCGACCUCUGUAUGGAGAAGUGGAGGGCCCUAUAAGCACCGUGUAUCAGAGAAUAUUGGGACCGGAUCCUCCAGUGGCAACAGUCCAGUCUGUGCCAGCCACAGUCGCUCCUCAUAUCACGACUGCCUCCAUCACCAAUGCUACCAUCACUCACACAGCCACCAGGACCACCCGGCACCCCAUUGCUGUGCCACCGUCUAAAUCCAUAACCACCAAGAAGCCUCCAGUUCAGCCAAGUGUCAUUGAAGCUGCAAAGGCAGGAGCAACCUCCCCACUGACUGUAGAGACAACUGCUUCACCAAAACCAGUGUGUGGCAGGAGCAAAGCAGACAUAGUAAUCUUAGUGGAUGAGUCUUCCAGCAUUGGUGCUAACAACUUCAUCAAGAUGAAAGACUUCAUAUUCCGGGUGGCUACUUACUUCCCCACCAUUGGUCCUCAGGCCACACAGAUAGCCGUGGUUCAUUACAGCGACGAGCCUCGAAUUGAAUUCCGCCUAAAUGAGUUUAAAGACAGAAACUCUGUGCUCAGGGCGCUCAGAAAUCUACGUUAUGUCGGGGGCAACACCAGAACAGGAAAAGGCAUCAGCUACGUUCUGCAGGAACUGUUCCAGGAAUCUCUGGGAAUGAGGCCGGAUGUGGCCCACGUUCUGGUUCUCAUUACAGAUGGCAGGGCCCAGGAUAAUGUGGUGCCACCCUCCAGAAUUGCACGUGCUCUGGGUGUCAGUGUCCUGGCUGUUGGCGUUUAUAAUGCAGACAUUGAGGAGCUGAAUAAAAUAGCAGCACCCACCACCUACAAAAAUAUCUUCUACUCACCGACCUUUGACGACUUCCCUUCCAUAGAGAGAGAAUUUAUCAAUAGCAUCUGUAGUGAGGAACUCCUCUCCGAGUUUAAACUGCACGAUGAGUCUGCUCAGUUGGACACCCCAACUGAAGACCCAGAGGAGCUGGAUAAACCUCAGGGUCCCUGCUCCUCCCAGUGCCUUAAGGGCCAGAAAGGGGAAAAGGGAGAUGGUUUUGGUCUCGGAGGAUUGAAAUUUAGGCAAAGCCCAGGACAGUUUAAUCCUUUCACUUCUUCCAAAGGAGAAACGGGCGAAAGAGGACCUCCUGGAACAGAUGGUAUACCUGGGUUGCCAGGACGACCAGGAAGAACUGGACCCCCAGGUUCUGCCGGCCAACGGGGUGCUCCAGGCGUUUCAGGUGAUAUGGGUCGACCUGGACUCCCUGGUCCAAAGGGGCAGAGAGGAGAGAGAGGAGAGCCUGGAUAUGUUAUACCUGGCACGGACGCAAACUUUGUUCCUGGACGAAAAGGAGAGCCCGGAUCUUCAGGUCCCCAAGGGCCUCCUGGUGUUUCAGGGGUCAAUGGAGCUCCUGGCCUACCUGGCCAACCAGGACCACCAGGGUCACCAGGAAUAUCUGUUAAGGGAGAUCCAGGGGAGCCGGGUGCCAAAGGUUUACGUGGGAAGCAGGGCGUGAAAGGAGACAAAGGGGAGUCGGGAAUAGAUGGUAUUGCAGGUUUGCCUGGUCCCAUUGGCAUUGAUGGGAUUCCAGGUUUACCGGGUCAGAAAGGAGAGAAGGGUGAAGAAGGAAUUGGCAUACAAGGUAUUCAAGGUCCUCGCGGGGAGCCAGGAGAGAAGGGAAAUAUUGGCUUUACUGGACCAGUUGGCCCAAAGGGUGAUCGUGGAGAGCAGGGUAUCCAAGGAAUCAUCGGACCUCGGGGAAAGAAAGGAUUCAAAGGAGAGCAAGGAGACAAGGGAGAACAAGGAGAGGUGGGACCAGUAGGACCGCGAGGACCCACAGGACUGACAGGACCAUUGGGGUUAAAAGGAGAUGAGGGUCCAAGAGGAGUCCCUGGAGAUCCUGCCAAGGGUAUAAUUGGCCCAACUGGAAAAAAGGGUGCUAGGGGAGACAUUGGUCCUGUUGGCCCCACAGGACCCCAAGGAAUAAAGGGUGAACAAGGAGACAAAGGAGAAAAGGGCAGUCCUGGUUUUGGGAUUCCAGGACAGCGGGGACCAAAGGGAGAAAAUGGCGAGAGGGGAAAUGUUGGUUUGUCUGGAAAACCAGGACCUAAAGGGCACGACGGCUCUAAAGGUGACAAAGGAAAUUUCGGGUUACCCGGCAAUCCUGGAGAACCAGGACUAAGAGGUAAAGAUGGAGCACUUGGAUCGAAAGGAGACCCAGGAAUUAAGGGUGAACAAGGACCAUCUGGAGAGCCUGGUGACAGAGGAAUUAGGGGUCCACUUGGGUUACCAGGGCGACCAGGGGACCCAGGAGAGAAAGGAGAUACUGGCAAGCCUGGCACAGGUGUUGAUGGCAAGAAAGGUGACAAAGGGGAGCCGGGAAAACCUGGACCUCCGGGAACACAAAUUGUUGGAGAGAACAACGCGCUGACCAGAGUGAUUAAGGGUGACCAAGGAGAGCCUGGUGAGCCUGGUUUGAGAGGAGAAACAGGUCUGCCUGGACCAAGAGGUCCAGAUGGGAAACCUGGAUUACCAGGAACAUCUCUGGCUGGUUCUGGACUUGAUGGUUUACCUGGAAAACCAGGAAUGAAGGGUGACCAGGGACAGAAAGGAGAGCUUGGUCUGAAGGGAGAUAAAGGAGACCAAGGCCGUGUUGGGAUUUCUGGAAUGCCUGGUUUACCAGGAACUCCAGGGAGACCUGGCAUUGAUGGGAAGAGGGGCCUGCCAGCAAAAGAUGGGGAAAUAGGACCAAAAGGAGAUGAUGGCGAAAAGGGGGAAAAGGGAGAUUCGGGUGCAAAUGGUAAAGAUGGCAGUAAGGGGGAACCAGGACCUCCAGGUCUGCCUGGUAAGCAGGUGCUUGUCACUUCAGAGGGCGCCACCGUUGACGAAAUCCGACAAGCAUUUCCAAUCCCAAUGGGUCCUCCAGGAGCUACUGGUUCACCGGGAAUGAAGGGUGAUAAAGGAGAAACAGGUCUGAAAGGAGACAAGGGUGAUGCUGGAGCUCCUGGUAAAUCUAUCCAGAUGAAGGACAUUGAAGUGAUGUUUGAAGCCUAUGGCAUAAGGCUGCCUUUGUUGAAGACUUUGAUUGACAGGCUGCUACAGGAGGGAAUAGAGGAGCUGCUCCAUGUGCUGGGCACCUCCAAGAAAAUAAAAGAAAACGCAGAAAAACACACCUCCAACGUCAUCGCUGAGUACACAAGUUCAGUGAAGUUUGACCUCACCAGCCAGCCGCUGACAGAGUUGGACACCAUUGAGGACCGUGAUUUACAUGGACAGCUUCCAGAGUCUUUGUCAGUCGACCUUUUAAAUGAAACGGUAGAGGGUCCUACUUUAUGGUCUGUCACCACACUGAACGGAGAGCAGGAGCUGGACAGGACUGAGACCAAGUUAAAGGGAUCCACAGAGAAGGAGGUGGUAGAUGGGGACAGUGACGGAGCAUCUUCGCUCAGAGUUAAUCUGACUGUAGUCAAUUCUACUUUCAAUUAUACUAUGACCCAGGAGACGGUUUCAGGGUUACCAGAAACUGUGGUGGAGACUGUUCUCCUCAGCCAGGAGGACUCUCUGAAGAAGAGCUCAGGACAAAAGAAGAAGAACAAGGAACGUGCGAAGGGCAAAGGAAAUAAAGGACGACAUAAGAGGCAGAGACAACGCCUGACAAACGAAGAGGACAGGCACGACGAAGAGGAGUUUCAUAACGGUGAAGAAUACAGUUACGAAUACGAGGAAGAACUUUACCCAGAUGACCCCUCUGUCUCUCAGGAGAGGAGAAACAACAGACAGCUUGAAGUCCAAACAGAUGAAUUCCCCCAUCCAGUGAUUGAAAAGGAGGAACAAUUACCCACACACGUUCCUGCCCAGUUAGAAAUCUCCAGUCAUCCUUUAACGGUCUCCACAGACAGAGAAACAGAUACUACAGUUCAUGUUGUCCUGACGACCACAGAGCCUCCAUCUCAACCCAUGGGUGAUACAGAAAAGGAUGAAGAGUCACUGCCUACGCCUCCCGUCACAACAGAAGAAGCAGACAAGGUUCUUCAAUCCCGAAUCAGGGUGAAGAAAAGCGCCCUCUGGCCUGAUUCUAUGGUGUUCAUGCCAGGUGCACAAGGUGGAAGAAACCGUUUCAAGGAGGCACAAAAACAUCUGUCCUCUGGAGCUCAAGGUUACAACAGCUGGAAUAGGAAGAAGCAAGACGACCCUGACCUUCAAACACAUACAAUGAGGCGGAGGCAAGAAAGAAGGGAGAAAGAGCGAUACAGUGAUACAGAAAGAGAGAUUCAUACAGAAACACAAGAUGGAGGAGAGGAGCCGACUAAAGCUGAAAAAGUGGAGGAGUGGGAAAUGAAACAAGAGAAAGAAGUAGAGACAGAUACAGGUCCUGAUCCAGCCUACGAAGAGGAGGAGAGGAGUGGAGACUACGACUGGGAGACAGAGGAGGACGUCGAUCGAGAGCGAGAAGGAGAGGAGGACGACCUG
This is a messenger RNA of Larimichthys crocea (large yellow croaker), 7193 nucleotides long. RefSeq names its product collagen type VII alpha 1-like (gene col7a1l). Lineage: Eukaryota; Metazoa; Chordata; Actinopteri; Sciaenidae. The transcript has 83 exons. The annotation marks the transcript as partial. Gene Ontology annotation, molecular function: protein binding. The record is from RefSeq and is a predicted model, not a curated record.